AUGACAAUGGUGUUCAAUGACCCUAUCCACGGCUGUAUUGAAUUGCACCCUUUGCUGGUGAGCAUUAUUGACACACCUCAGUUCCAGCGUCUGCGCCACCUCAAGCAGCUGGGAGCCACAGACUUUGUUUAUCCAGGAGCCUGCCACACCCGCUUUGAACACUCUAUUGGGGUGUGCUACCUGGCAGGCAAACUGAUGAAGGCCCUGAAACAGCGCCAGCCUGAGCUGAAUAUUACUGAGAACGACGUACUGUGUGUCCAGAUAGCAGGACUGUGCCAUGACCUUGGACAUGACCCUUUUUCCCACACGUUCGAUGGAAUGUUCAUCCCAAAAGCACGCCCGGGUUUGGGAUGGAAGCAUGAGACUGCAUCUGUGCAAAUGUUAGAUCACCUGAUCGUGGUAAACGGUCUGGAGCCAGUGAUGACGCAUCAUGGGCUGGUGCUGCCUGAGGAUUUGAUGUUUAUUAAGGAACAGAUUGCUGGACCCCUGCGUCUCUACAACCCGGGGCGGCCUUGGCCAUAUGAAGGAAGACAGCAAGAAAAAUCCUUCUUGUAUGAGAGGAACAGUGGAAUUGAUGUGGACAAGUUUGAUUAUCUUGCUAGAGACUCCUAUUACCUGGGCAUGCAAAAUAGCUUCGACCACCAACGCUUCCUGAAGUUUUUACGUGUGUGUAAGGCGGGCGGAAUGAAGCACAUCUGCCCUAGAGACAAGGAUCAGCUUGGCCUGGAGCUGAUGGAGAGCUGA
Molecule: messenger RNA, 744 nt
Organism: Conger conger (European conger)
Lineage: Eukaryota; Metazoa; Chordata; Actinopteri; Anguilliformes; Congridae
Product: deoxynucleoside triphosphate triphosphohydrolase SAMHD1-like
Biological process (GO): defense response to virus; regulation of innate immune response; dGTP catabolic process
Cellular component (GO): nucleus
Molecular function (GO): dGTPase activity
Source: RefSeq, a predicted model, not a curated record